Rhincodon typus (whale shark) is the source of this 1797-nucleotide messenger RNA. RefSeq names its product ubiquitin-conjugating enzyme E2D 2 (UBC4/5 homolog, yeast) (gene ube2d2). Gene Ontology annotation, cellular component: nucleus. Gene Ontology annotation, biological process: protein K48-linked ubiquitination; ubiquitin-dependent protein catabolic process. The coding region runs from base 549 to 992 and encodes 147 amino acids. The record is from RefSeq and is a predicted model, not a curated record. NCBI's taxonomy places the organism in Eukaryota, Metazoa, Chordata, Chondrichthyes, Orectolobiformes, Rhincodontidae. The transcript is spliced from 7 exons. Gene Ontology annotation, molecular function: ubiquitin conjugating enzyme activity.
GUUUCAUAAAGCGGGGCGUGUAGGCAGCUGCAUCGAGAAAUGACACGCACACGCUCCACACAGAGCCCAUAACUUCCAGUAGGGCAGGCAGUCUGUAAAAAGAGGGAGGAAGAGCGAGGGGUGUGUGUUUGUGUAUGUGUGUGUUUUAUUGCCCCUGUCCACCACCUCCCCUGCAGCCGGCGGACGGAUACAUGGGGACUACUUUAAAGCGGCCGGUCCUUUCCUUCCAUUUUCUCGGUGUCUCCGAGCGGACUCGGCGGCUUUUUCCGGGUUCGCCUUUAAACCCGGCUCCCAGCAGCAGUACAUACACACACAGACACAGAGAGAGAGAGGGGGGAAGAGAGAGAGAGAGCACGAACAACUAUAUAUAUAUAUAUAUAUAUACACACACACAGUGAGUGAGUGAGAGAGAGGCCGAGUACAGCCACACAGCCUUGGCCUGGCCCGAAACCUGACCUGACCUGACCCAGCACCCAGUCCGCUCCACUGCUGUCCGGCCCGGCCAACAACAACAACAACAACACCUCUAACCGCCCGGCGCUCCUAACAUGGCUCUCAAAAGAAUCCACAAGGAAUUGAAUGAUUUGGCUCGUGAUCCACCAGCACAGUGUUCAGCAGGUCCAGUUGGUGAUGACAUGUUCCACUGGCAAGCCACAAUAAUGGGACCGAAUGACAGUCCUUAUCAGGGUGGUGUAUUUUUCUUGACCAUUCACUUCCCCACAGAUUACCCCUUUAAACCACCUAAGGUUGCAUUUACAACAAGAAUUUAUCAUCCAAAUAUUAACAGUAAUGGCAGCAUCUGUCUUGAUAUUCUACGGUCGCAAUGGUCCCCGGCAUUAACUAUUUCAAAAGUUCUUUUGUCUAUCUGUUCACUGUUAUGUGAUCCAAAUCCAGAUGAUCCCCUAGUGCCUGAGAUUGCACGUAUCUACAAAACAGAUAGAGAAAAGUACAACAGAAUAGCUCGGGAAUGGACUCAGAAGUAUGCAAUGUGAUUACAUUAAAAUGUUGAUGAACGAACCUCUUAUACAGCUGGGGGAACUUGCAAAACAAAUUUCUUUGGUUUCCAUUUGACUGCUUUCUUUGAGCCCACGCCUCUUCCCCUGUGCACAUGUUCACCUGAUCCAGCAGUGCUGCGUUGUUUUGUGUACAUAUUUGGAACAGCUGAUAGAAAUGCCCCUUUUCUCAAUUGUUUGAAAUUCUGACUACUUACAAAGCAAGUGUUAAUGUCCAGUUCUUCGAUCAUAACAUUUGUGAGACUAAAAGCAUUCCUAGUCAUUGUAACAAGAUUGUUUAAAAAAUUUCAGGGUUUAAGUGCUUCCGGGGGCGGGAACUCUUCCUUUUAUAAGAUGUAUGUUGGAAUUCUUUUAAACUCAUAAUGGUUAUGAAUAAUAGAAUGAAGAACUUUAAUUUGUUUAAUGUUUUGCAAUUUUUAUGCUAAGAAUGCAAAUCUACAUUCUAGUUAAACGUUGGAAUGGAAAGUUGAAAGCAUACUUGUGUCCUAUAAAAUUGAACAGCCAUUUGAAUCAUCUCCCAUAACAGUUAAAUGGAUUGGAGCUAUUAGUUAACCAGUCAUUCAGUUUUCAAUACCUUUUUGGGUUUAUAUUUGGCUUAUAGUGAAUGAGUAGCUAAUAGCUCUAAUUUUCUUUUUGUUUUUGUUAACUAAUCUUAGAAGCCUCAUCUGGAUGUAAGGGUAAAAAUUCAUGACAGAACUUGUGUAUAUUUAAUGACCCAAAGGCUCUCCUGGAGCUUGUAUGUUCAAAAUGAUUAAUCUGUGUAAUAAACUGAUUACUAAAGUCA